Molecule: messenger RNA, 1146 nt
Organism: Colletotrichum destructivum
Lineage: Eukaryota; Fungi; Ascomycota; Sordariomycetes; Glomerellales; Glomerellaceae
Exons: 1
Coding region: 1-1146 (381 amino acids)
Source: RefSeq, a predicted model, not a curated record
AUGGACUCUUUCAAUCUGUUCUACUCUCCUACCGCCGCCCUCCAACACAAAUCCUCCCCUUCCAUCACCAAUGGCUUUGCACUGGUCAGCGGACUUCGCGUUCCAGAGCGUCUCAGCAACCGCCAAGUGAAGCAGCAGACUGUUGAGCAGCCUGUCAAGCAGUCUGCCUUCUUGGCCAAGAAUUCGGAGCUGUAUCACUCUCCCACUGCCGAACUUCAGCGAGGCACCACCACCAAUGGCCACCGCCUUGUGAAUGGCUAUCGCGUCCCUGAGCGGAUCAGCCGCCGCAUCACAUUGCCUCUUCCUUUUGCAGAUGAGCCGGCUGAGAUUCACUCGCCCACUGCCGCUCUGCUUACCAACAGCAGAGCCAUAGGAGCUGAGGGCAGACGCAUCAAUGAUCUGCGUAUCCCUCCUCGCUUCAGCAGCAUCCGACAGUUGCUUGACGUCCGUCGCCGCGAAACUUCUAGCCUGGCUGUCUCCAAGCCUGAGCCACAGCCUCAAAGCUGGCUUUGUACCAACGAGCCCGUCAUUAGCUCUCCUACUGCUGCUCUCUUUCAAGCUCCUCAGUUCAGCUCCCCCCAAAUCACUCUCAACGGCCUCCGUAUUCCUCGUCGCAUCAGCCGCCGCCAACAGACCACUGGCACUGUCACCACCCACAACAGUGCUGAGAACAUGGUUUUGGAUGUUGAGGCGCCUAGCGUCCUCCAGGAGCGCUCCCUCAACACCGUAGGCAGAGCUAUUCAUAUCUUUCACUCCGGUCCCAGCAAUACGCAAGAAGAUGGGACUGUUGCUGACUUCGGACACGCCCAGCUUUGCCACUUGGUCGGCCUUGCAAUCAACCGACUUCACGAGCCCCUCAGCAACGAAGACAGACAGGUUCUUCGACAGAUCCUUGGCUACCUGGACCAUCACCGACAUGACCUUGUGGCGCUCCGCAUUAGUGUUGAGUCGAAUGCGCCUGAGGUCACUGUCCCAGAAACCUCCAUGGAGGUGGCCUACAUUGCCCAUGAGGCGAUCCGAACGUUGGACUACCCUUACCUCCUGCGUGUCAUCCAGGCUCUCGACAUCCUUUCAAGCGGCAUCUGGUAUACCAAUUUGGAUGAGGAAGAGAUCAACAAGGAGAAAAUUCCUCUGGAGUUCAUCUAA